Molecule: messenger RNA, 852 nt
Organism: Aegilops tauschii subsp. strangulata
Lineage: Eukaryota; Viridiplantae; Streptophyta; Magnoliopsida; Poales; Poaceae
Source: RefSeq, a predicted model, not a curated record
AUGGGCAAGCUCGUACAGGGAAUUGGGAAACUUGACGACGAUGGCGGCACAACUAGCGUGCCAGCAGCUGACAAUGUUGCUCGCCCAAGCAUUGAACAUUCAAGGGAAAGGCGCGAUGCCGGUGUGAAUGACCCCCGCACACUUCCCAGUGAUGAAGAAUCUUACCAGUCGGGGAGUGACACAGACGAUGGCCAUGAAGACGAGAGUGAAGGAUCAGACGGUGGUGAAGGGGACUCCGACAGCGGUGAUGAUGAUGGUGAUGGGAACAUGCAUGGAGAGACCAACAGUGGCGGCGAUGAUGCGCAGGACCAGGAGGAUGAGCAAGAAGAAACACGACGGGAGGAAGCAGAGGUAGAGGUUGGAGACCUUGAGACGGAAGAUGAGAAGGAGGAUGAAGAUGGGGACGAAGAAGAAGAUGAGGAGGCUGACGUGAACAAACAUGAGGAGGACAAGGAGGGCGACGAUGACAAUGAUGGUGGUGGCGGGAAUGGGGAGUCUGCUGACAAGACCACUGGCAGAGGUCAUAGUGGUGGCACUAAUGAAGAUCGGGCCAAGGAUGGGAGUCAUGAGCCAGCUGAAAACGACUCCGAAAGCGAAGAGGGUGCAUCUAUGCAGUAUUGGAUUAAGAAGAAACAAAACACUCAAGAGAUUGAAAGCCCAGAACCAUUUUCGUUAUUGGAUCUUGUCAAGCUAGAUGUCAGAAAGGAGGGUACCCCUCCUGACAUCCCGAUGCUGGAAGUUGCCUAUGUGUCAGAAGGUUUACCUGUUGGUUGGGAAAUGAAACGGAUUUUAAGAAAACAUUUGAAUUCAGACUGGAAGAUAUCUGCCCCCGAAAGACACGAAUCGAACUGA